CUUCUAGCGAAUCGCAACAAAACUACCGGAUCCUGCUUCCUCUACCCUAAUUAUUGCGUCGGCGAGAAACGGCGCAGUACUCCAUGGCGAGCGGCGACGGCGAACGUAGCUAUUGGCGAUGGAGCAAGGAAGAUUUCUUCCCGGAGCCGUCCUUCCGGAGUUGGACCGCGUAUGGAGAGGCGCUCUCCCACACUCGGCUCCGCCUCCGUAACCGCCUUUUGUACCGCUCCACCGACGCCGCCGAGCUUCUCGCCCUUCCCCGCCGCAGCGAGCACGAGUUGCGCCGCUGCCUAAACUGGUGGGACCUCGCCUGGCUCGGAUUCGGUGCCGUCGUUGGUACUGGAAUCUUCGUCCUCACUGGCCAGGAGGCUCGCUUCUCGGCCGGCCCCGCAAUCCCUCUCGCCUAUGCUGCCGCCGGCGCUUCUGCUCUUUUGUCCUCCCUCAUCUACGCCGAAUUCGCCUCUGACGUGCCCUCCGCUGGCGGCUCCUUCUCCUACCUCCGCAUCGAACUCGGCGAAUUUGUCGCUUACCUCGCCGCCGCCAACAUCCUCCUUGAGGCUAUCGUGGGCGCCGCCGGCCUAGCCCGCUCAUGGACCUCUUAUUUCGCCACCCUCCUAGGCCGCGACCCCGACGCCCUCCGCAUCCACGCCCCGGCUCUCGCCGCCGGUUUUGAUCUCCUCGAUCCGAUCGCCGUCGUCGUCCUCAUCGCCUGCUCCACCGUCGCAAUGUUCGGCACGCGCGGCACCUCCAUCCUCAACUGGCUCACCUCCCUUCUCAGUGUGGCCGUCAUCGGUUUCAUCAUCGCCGCGGGAUUCACCCACGCCGAUGCUUCCAAUCUCGCCCCUUUCUUUCCCAUGGGCGCCAAGGGAGUUUUACAGGCGGCAGCGGUGGUCUACUGGGCGUACACUGGAUUCGACAUGGUGGCCACCAUGGCGGAGGAGACCCGCAACCCAGCGCGCGACAUUCCCCUCGGCCUCGUCGGCUCCAUGUCCGCCAUUACCAUCGUGUACUGCGUGAUGGCCCUCGUGCUGGUGAUGAUGCAGCGGUACGACCAGCUCGACCCCAAUGCAGCCUACGCGGUGGCGUUUGAGGCGGUGGGGAUGCGGUGGGCCAAAUACCUGGUGGCGCUAGGCGCGCUUAAGGGGAUGACCACGGGGUUGCUCGUCGGCGCGCUAGGGCAGGGGAGGUACACCACCCAAAUCGCGCGCGCCCACAUGAUCCCGCCCUACUUUGCGCUCGUGCACCCGCGCACCGGCACGCCCGUCUACGCCACUAUCCUCGUCACCCUCUCCAGCGCCAUCAUCGCCUUGUUUUCCAGCCUCGACGUCCUCGCCAGCGUCUCCUCCAUCAGCACGCUCUUCAUCUUCGCGCUCGUGGCGCUCGCACUGCUCGUGAGGCGAUACUACGACAGGGAAUCCCCACAACAGCCGAGGGCGCACCUAGCCAAGCUGACGUUUUUUCUGACGGCCAUCGUGGGCUCGUCCGUCGCCGUGUCGACAUGCUGGAACACGAACCCGGACGGGUGGAUCGGGUUCGCGGUCACGGUGCCGCUGUGGUUCCUGAGCACUCUGGGGCUGGCGCUAUUGGUGCCGCAGCAGAGGACGCCGAAGCUGUGGCGGGUGCCACUGAUGCCCUGGCUGCCGUCGCUGUCGAUAGCAACCAAUGUGUUCUUAAUGGGGUCGCUGGGCUACGAGGCGUACGUAAGGUUCGGGAUCUGCACGGCAGCGAUGCUGGCGUACUACGUGCUCGUCGGCGUGCAUGCGACCUACGACGUCGCUCAGGAGGAGACGUCGUCGAACGGAGAUGAAAUUGCGCCAGGCUUCUGCCGUUAUGUUCUCAUUCAAUUGAGAUAGAAAGAUGGAUGAUGAGAAUUACAGGAUCAUGUGGAUGAGAUGAUAGGGAUGAGUCGCCCAGACAAUUACAGGAUCAUGUGGAUGAGAUGAUAGGGAUGAGUCGCCCAGACAAGGCGGUGCUCGCAUAGGAUGGGAACGGGGCGAAGAAAGCUUAUUCAGAUUUGGAGAACCAAGUCCAAUUCUUGAUAUAUUUAAAAAAGAAACACACCUUUUCCAUACCCCUUCUUCAAGAAGAAAAUAGGUUUAAAGACGAAAUCAUUGCUCAGCAACGUCACAUUAUUUAGUUCACCAAGGUGGAGUUGAUUCAGGUGCGAGCUUAUCUGGAGCAGGCAAGUCAAGCGGAACACUUUUGCCCGAGGUGCCGACCAACUACUGAUACUAGAAGAGAACUCUGAUUACUUAGAUGUCUCCAAUAUGAAAAUGAGAUUUCGAGGGGUGUCUCAUGUAUUUAUCAAAUAAAUGCAAA
Zingiber officinale is the source of this 2319-nucleotide messenger RNA. Its product is annotated as cationic amino acid transporter 5-like. Gene Ontology annotation, cellular component: plasma membrane. The record is from RefSeq and is a predicted model, not a curated record. The coding region runs from base 84 to 1853 and encodes 589 amino acids. Gene Ontology annotation, molecular function: L-glutamate transmembrane transporter activity; L-lysine transmembrane transporter activity. Lineage: Eukaryota; Viridiplantae; Streptophyta; Magnoliopsida; Zingiberales; Zingiberaceae. The transcript is spliced from 2 exons. Gene Ontology annotation, biological process: amino acid transport; transmembrane transport.